This is a messenger RNA of Dothidotthia symphoricarpi CBS 119687, 1392 nucleotides long. RefSeq lists its product as uncharacterized. The record is from RefSeq and is a predicted model, not a curated record. NCBI's taxonomy places the organism in Eukaryota, Fungi, Ascomycota, Dothideomycetes, Pleosporales, Dothidotthiaceae. Bases 1 to 1392 code for a protein of 463 amino acids. The transcript has a single exon. Gene Ontology annotation, molecular function: protein binding.
AUGCAAACGGACGAGCAGAUCAAAAAAGCGCUCCUGAACCUCCCUAAAGACCUACCUGCAAUGUAUGCUCAGAUUCUGGAUCAAUUGCAGAAAUCAGGGGCUACCUAUCAGAAGCGGGUUCUCGAACUCGUGGUUGCAAGUAUGCGGCCACUGACGGUAGAUGAGAUGCGAGAAGCUUUGAGCGUCACCGUUGGAGAUACAGAGUGGAACCCUGCCACACUCCUAAACGACGUACAUUCAGCAUUAACCAAGAACUGCGGAUGUCUGCUAGUUGUUGAUGAGGAAGAAACAACUGUACGACUACUGCAUCCUAGUGUUGAGCAGUUUCUUUUGAAUGGCUAUCGUAACUCUGAUGGCAAUGGAAUUACAAGAGAAGGGGCACAGACAACUAUGACAGACAUCAUAGUAACCUAUGCUAGCUACGGAGUUUUUGAUACCCAGCUGUCCACGAUCCGAGUUCCGCAAAUACAUAUCGAGUCGGCCCCUUCUCAAAUCCUCGCUUCAACACUAGCCUCUGCAAAAGGCGUACAAAGUUUCGCAUUGAAACUCUUGAAGUCUAGGAAGGGGCUCAACGUAGAUAUUGGCUCAGCCGUUACAAAUGUGCUUGCACAGCCUGAUCCUGGAGCUAUGGUAUUGCACUUCCACACUUACGUCAGAUCGUAUGGACUGAAACAUACGUAUGUUAUAUCUGAGAUGACGCCGCACAUAGCCAUACUAUUUGUCGCGUUGAUGAAACCGAACACGAUUCUCACAGGCAAAGAGUCUGACCGUCAAACCGCACUUCGGAGAGCUUUUCUGGACAACAAUGAGGAUGCCCUCGACUUGCUCCUCUUCCUAAUCGACGAAGGAGACAAUCGACCCCUAUCAAUCUGUACUAAGGCCUUCAUCUCACAACCAUUCAAUACUUUCAACGAUAUGACUUGUCUACUGUUGAAAGCCUGCAGUUACGACUUUCAUACACUUUCAUCCCAGGACAUGGACUCACCAUUAUUUUUUGCAAUCUGGGCUCGUAAUGCAAAAGCUGUGGAACUUCUGUUAGCAAGAGACGAUGUAGAUAUCAACCAAAUGUCACUCGUUUAUGGUAACGCGCCACUCCGCGAGGCUAUUUGGUACAACUCAGGGGUUAUUAUAAAGUCACUUAUCAAUGAGGACAGGAUCGACAUCGUUUCCAAAGAGGAGACUCUAUUUUGGGCAGUUUCGUACGGAAAUCUGUACGUCGUGAAGCUCUUGCUUGCAUCUGGGAGGCUCGACCUAAGCGAUAACCCCGCUCAAGUGAUUUUGGAAUUGGCAAACCAACUCAAGAAUAGAAAGAUACUCAACUUGAUAAAGCAAGCAGCUGAGAAUAGAUGGCACCUUCCACACCUCACAAUCUCCGACAGCGAGGACGAAUAA